Molecule: messenger RNA, 2659 nt
Organism: Pomacea canaliculata
Lineage: Eukaryota; Metazoa; Mollusca; Gastropoda; Architaenioglossa; Ampullariidae
Exons: 3
Coding region: 1215-1970 (251 amino acids)
Source: RefSeq, a predicted model, not a curated record
GAGGUCUCUCAUUGGACGGCCUGACCAUUCUUUCACAUUGACCAUCCAGUUCUUGAAAACAUCGAGCAUGACAGAGCGUCCUCAAAUGAAAGUUUCAGACACUACAGUUGGGAGAAGACUAGUCAUCAGGUUGAAUUAUUGCCGAGUUAUUUCUCUGUAAUAAAGUGCUGCAAGAGACGUUGUUGCUACAGCAGGAACAUUCACAACAUUAGGAGUUAAAAUGUAGCAGAGGGACCGAUUGACCGAGCGGCACUGUUUGGGAACCACACUGUCAAGUGCAAUAAAGUAAAACUUGAAAUCACCUGAUGAAAGUCAGUUUGUAGCUGGGUUAACCUCUAAGGACCCCCAUUACAGUUUCUCUUUGUGUCCUUCACCUCAGCAGCUCUUGAGGAAGAUUGACUUAUUGAUGGCUGGCUUUCCGGGUGUAUGGAAGUUCACCCGGGUGCGUAGACAGCUUCACUCACACAGGACACGCUUCAGUGCUGCUGCAGAAAAGUAAUGAAUUUUUAUGUCAUCCUUUUUGUUUCUGAAACAGCACUGAACUGUAAAAACACAGAAGUUGACAUUAUGAUUGGCUAAUGAAGUAUUCAUAACGUGUAAUACCUCAACGUUGACGUAUGUAGCAAGAAGUAAGCUAGCCAGGUAAAUUGUUUUCAGCGGCAAAAAGCAGUCAGCCAUUGUGGACGAUUCUAGCGGCAAUUGUGUUCUGUCAGAGAAUAAUUUGUGGACAAAAUUUUGUGACAACUGACACACUAGGUAGCUGAGAUGCAAACCUGCCUAGGAUAGUGUUUAAAACCUGCAUGUGGAUAUACUAAAAAAAAAUAAAACAAGUGAAAAGUGUUGAGAAACAACUGCGUGUGGAUAUUCUUGAAAAAUCGGAGUACACGAGAAGAGCGCGUGAAGAAAUAGGAUUUCAUGGGGUUAGUGUUGAGAAGCAAGACUGUACCGGAACAAUGUUGAGAAACAGAAACGCAUACAAGUGGUGUUGUGAAAAGUUUGUUUCGUUUUCGGAAUUCUGAAUUAAAUUGUUGACAACAACUGAUUGAUGACAUUUUAAUGGCUAACUAACGUUGAGAAUGUAUUUGAGACUGAUAAACAAGACAAAGACAAAACAUGAAUGUCACUGUGUGAUUGUUCUCUUGCAGUAGUUUAGUCUUGCAUCAAAGGAAAUUGAGACACGAACCGUCUGCAUCAGAAGUCACGAUCCACAACGGAUGUCAUCCAUGAGAUGGUCACGUCUGACGCCACCUGGCGGCUGUCUGUGCAGCCUCUCGCUGCUCAUCAUGGUCUGUACUUGUGAGGGAAGCAUGGUGUCGAGGACAUGGACGAAGUUUUUUAUAGACAGCAGUGUGUUUAGAAUGCAGACCUACUCCAGGCUGGUCACAGCGCCGUCUCGUAUCAUGUGUGCUGACCUUUGCUCUCUCACCACCGCAUGUCACGUCUUCUACUUCCGCUCGGACACCGGCCACUGCUUUUUGUCGCCGACACUAGGAAAAGGCAACUCGACGACAUCUACACCACUGACUCACGUCUACUUUGAUGGAGUCACGUGUCCCUACAACAGCGACUACCAGUUGUUUGGCCUCACUUCGUGCAUGAAGCUGAGUACCGCGACUGAGUCCAUCGUCGCUGCAAGAAAGUCAUGUGAUGCCGAUGGAGGGAGCAUCGUGACGAUGAAGACUGUUGAGAAAUCCACGUUGCUGUAUAACCUUUUCUACAAGACGACAGGUAUAAUUUCCAUGUGGCUGGACGCCAGCGAUGCUGUUCAAGAAAACCGCUGGGUGUGGGCUGACGGAGACACCUUUGACCGGACACAUCCACUGUGGCGGGUUACCGAUCCAGAUGGCGGUACGGCCCAAAAUUGCUUGGCUACCUUUGAUUAUUCGGGAAUCUACUACUACGUGUACAUCGAUACUUACUGUGCAUUGACCACUACUAAACGAUAUGUAUGUGAAAUUCUAAUUAAGUAGGAUGUAGCGAUAAAAUGUAUGGAAGGUGACUGUAGAAAAAUAUGAAGAUGGACAUUACCUAAAUUAAAUAUCUGACAGAGGACUAUAAAAACAACAUUAAAUCUGCUUUUUCAUUAUUAUUCUUUUUCCCCUGUCCUCUUCUAAAGAUAUGUCCAACAAACUCUAACAUAUCAUUGAAAAGGGCAAACAUUUUAUCGUGUUUAUGUCUUUAUAUUUAUAUAUUGCUCAAAUACUGAUUACAGAACUUUUGAGAGAACUUAUUUUUAAAGCUGUAAAAAUUAAGGUACAAUGAUUGAUUUGUGUUAGUUUGACGCAUAUGAUUUCUGUAUUGCAGAUUAUACUUACAUCCAUACUUAUUUUUCAAUGUUUUACAUCAAGAAAGUUUUCUUUGUACUCUAACGUGUCUGUCACAAUACGAAAUAAUUGUUAAAGACUGAAGAUGCUUAACUUUCGUCUCUGAAUAUGUUUUAUGGGUGAUGUACUUAUGACUUCUCAGAACUGUUAGUGUUUAGUGGGGCGUUUGAAGUGUUCUCUUUAUUUCCUUUAAGGAUAGCUGCUAGGAAUACCUGGCUUUGCCAGGUUUACUUUCCAUCGCGAACUUUUCCGUUGGUAUCCCCUACUAGUAAAGAAUAAAGGAGAGAAACCUCUGUUAAAAUUACCAUCUUACAGUGUUUCUUUUCAAAAACAAU